Molecule: messenger RNA, 2002 nt
Organism: Phyllostomus hastatus (greater spear-nosed bat)
Lineage: Eukaryota; Metazoa; Chordata; Mammalia; Chiroptera; Phyllostomidae
Gene: ARSK
Product: arylsulfatase family member K
Exons: 8
Coding region: 64-1725 (553 amino acids)
Source: RefSeq, a predicted model, not a curated record
AAGGUUGCGGGUGGUCGGAGGCAGGUCUUGCGCCCGGGGGCGGGGCUCUCCGUACUCCCCACGAUGCUGCUGCUGUGCGUGUGGAUGGUCGCAGCCUCCGCGCUGGCAGUGCCAGCUCCCGGGACCAGUGGGAAGUGGCGGGGAGCGGUUCAGGCUUGGCCCGAAGAGCCUAAUGUGGUGCUAGUUGUGAGUGAUUCCUUUGAUGGAAGGCUAACAUUGUAUCCAGGAAAUCAGGUAGUGAAACUUCCUUUUAUCAACUUCAUGAAAGCACAUGGCACUUCCUUUCUGAAUGCCUACACAAACUCUCCCAUCUGUUGCCCAUCACGUGCAGCAAUGUGGAGUGGCCUCUUCACCCACUUAACAGAAUCUUGGAACAACUUUAAGGGCCUAGAUCCAAAUUAUACAACAUGGAUGGAUAUCAUGGAGAAGCAUGGCUACCGAACACAAAAAUUUGGAAAACUGGACUAUACUUCAGGACAUCAUUCCAUUAGCAAUCGUGUGGAAGCAUGGACAAGAGAUGUUGCUUUUUUACUCCGACAAGAAGGCAGACCUAUGGUUAACCUUAUCCCUAAAAAGACUAAAGUAAGAGUAAUGGAAGAGGACUGGAAGACUACAGACAGAGCAGUGAACUGGUUAAGAAAAGCAGCAACUAAUCACACUCAACCAUUUGUUCUGUAUUUGGGAUUAAAUUUACCACACCCUUAUCCUUCACCAUCUUCAGGAGAAAAUUUUGGAUCUUCAACAUUUCAAACAUCUCAUUAUUGGCUUAAAAAAGUGUCUUAUGAUGCCAUCCGAAUCCCAGAGUGGCUGCCUCUGUCAGAGAUGCACCCUACAGACUAUUACUCUUCGUACACAAAAAACUGCACUGGGAAGUUCACAGAGAAAGAAAUUAAGAACAUCAGAGCAUUUUAUUAUGCCAUGUGUGCUGAGACAGAUGCCAUGCUUGGUGAAAUUAUUUUGGCUCUUCACCAGUUAGGCCUUCUUGAGAAAACUGUUGUCAUAUACACCUCAGACCACGGCGAGCUGGCCAUGGAACACCGCCAGUUCUACAAAAUGAGCAUGUAUGAAGCAAGCGCCCAUGUCCCACUCUUGAUAAUGGGGCCAGGGAUUCAGGCCAACCUACAAGUAUCGAAUGUGGUUUCUCUUGUGGAUAUUUACCCUACUAUGCUUGACAUUGCUGGAAUUCCUCUGCCUCAGAACCUGAGUGGAUACUCUUUGUUGCCAUUAUCAUCAGAAAUAUUUAAGAAUGAGAAUAAAUUUAAAAACCUACAUCCACCCUGGAUUCUCAGUGAAUUUCAUGGAUGCAAUGUGAAUGCUUCCACCUACAUGCUUCGGACUAACCAGUGGAAGUACAUAGCCUACUCUGAUGGUGCUUCAGUAUUGCCUCAACUUUUUGAUGUUUCCUCAGAUCCAGAUGAACUAACAAAUAUUGCUACAAAAUUUCCAGAAAUUGCAUAUUCUUUGGACCAGAAGCUUCGUUCCAUUAUAAACUACCCUGAAGUUUCUGCUUCUGUCCACCAAUACAAUAAAGAGCAGUUUAUCAAGUGGAAACAAAGCUUAGGGCAAAACUACUCAAAUGUUAUAGCAAAUCUUAGGUGGCAUCAAGACUGGCUGAAAGAACCUAGGAAAUAUGAAAGUGCAAUUGAUCAGUGGCUUAAAACCAAUAGUAACCAAAAGAAAUAUGAAAAUGAGAAACUGUUUCAGAACUAUAUAGAAAUACUUUAAAAGAUCAUGAUUAAUUAUGUAUUUUAAGUGUUUGUUUUAAUAAUUACUGUAUUUUUAAAGAAUGUACACUAUUUUAAAGUAAAAAACAAUCAUUAUAGAAUUAUAUAUUUUCGAAAAUAUUAACAUCUUCUUACUAACUUCUAACAACUUCAUGGAAGCAUUAAAAGAAUGGAAGCAAAUGGUAGAAUAUAAAAUUAUAUUCCUCUGAAUAAUAUGGAAUGUAGAGUAACUAUUAUUGAUUAUUACUUAUGAACCAUAAAAUAGUAAUUUGUGAGUA